GUCAAAGUUUAUCGCAAAAACCAUGACGGGAUUAACAUUCUUGCUGCAGGUGGCCACCGCUUUUGUGGUCUAAGUGACAUCUGCAGACAUGUAACGAUACAACACAUGGAUCGCCUUUUAUUAUUCUAGUCAUUUUCUACAAUCUGUGACCUCUAGUCUUAGCCGUGACCCCUGAAAAAUAUCUAAAUGCCAUGGCAACUGAGUGUACAGAAUCUAGUCCAUGUGACCUUUCAACUUUGACCCUGAGUCACCCAACAGAGGAGACAACUGAUCAAGUUGACAGUCAGGGCAACAUUAACCUUGGGAGGUUGUCUCCAUCCAGCCAAGGGGGUCUUAACCAAAUAGUUCAACUCCUUCACAGUCACAAAGCAAAGAUAGGAGUAGAUCACCAAGGCCGUCCAGUCAUACAGUAUGAAGAUACACAUAAACCUUUGUACUGGGAUCCUUCCAAUGCAAACGUCAUUACUACCCCAAAAGUUGGGGAUCAUCAACGGAAGAUUGAUGCUUGUUUAGAACUUAUUGAAUACCUUAAGAAAAACAAGAACCCUUCAGGAGUGAAUCUGGAUAGUUCAAAGAUAACCCCUAGCAAAGGCAAUUGGUAUGAAGAAGGUUCAGAGUUUGAGAAAACACAGAAUAUUUUGGGUACAGGCAACUCAGCAGGUGACAUAUUUGUGCUUAAGGACAAAAAGACGGAGACUGAGCAUGCUCAGAAGACAAUCAUGAUAUCAGUAUUUCGCAAAGAAGAAAUCCAAGCCUGGGUUGAUCUGGAUAAAACCGGCAUCGCUCCAAGACUCUACCUCUUCAGAAUCGAAGGAAACAAAGUCCAUAUCCAUAUGGAGAAAUUAGAAAACGUGGUCACUUUGCGAGAGGUUAUUGAUUCUCACAUGGACACCAUCAGAGCCUCCAACCCAGCACUUGUCCGGCCUUUCUCCCUGUGUGUUUUCCAUGGAGUUCUAUCUGCUGUCCAAAAAAUGCAUGACAACAACUGGACACACAAGGAUUUGCAUGCUGGAAAUAUCCUGCUCCAAAAAGAAUCUGAUUGCUCCAUUAAAGUUCGCAUUGUGGAUUUUGGAUUAGCGUCUGGACUAGAUAUAAAGGGAGGAUUGCAGGGUUUCCGCUCUGACAUAAAAGAAUCAGUCCGUAAAUUCACAGCUCUAUAUGCAGGCCAAGAGUUCAACAGCCCAAGGGACUUGGAUGAUGCUCAGACCUGGAAAUCUGACCUGGGUGAGGCGGCAGACCUCUUUCAAUUAAGUCGACCACAAAGGGUAGAGCUAUUCAGCUUGGUUGACAGUACUCUAGCCAUUGUUGCAGCAUCACAAACACAGAAUGUUGUGAAGGAUGUCCAGAAGAAAAUGGAUGAUAUAGACCUGGACAAGGUGAUGAAGGAAGUUGUGCCAAUCCUGUUUCCCCCAUUUGAUGUCUACCAGCCCGUUCAUGACGGAGGACAUAGUACCAUUGACUCAAGUGAAAAAGAUUUAGCAGACGGCAGAUGUUCAAAAGAAACAAUGGAUGCAGAUGUUAUACUGAGAAGCCUCCGUCUUGAAAUGGCUGUCGGAAGUGACAUUGAUGGGUGAUUGUUACUGAAGAAAGAG
This is a messenger RNA of Pecten maximus, 1592 nucleotides long. RefSeq lists its product as uncharacterized. Gene Ontology annotation, molecular function: ATP binding; protein kinase activity. Bases 192 to 1574 code for a protein of 460 amino acids. The record is from RefSeq and is a predicted model, not a curated record. NCBI's taxonomy places the organism in Eukaryota, Metazoa, Mollusca, Bivalvia, Pectinida, Pectinidae. The transcript is spliced from 12 exons. Gene Ontology annotation, biological process: protein phosphorylation.